Messenger RNA from Astyanax mexicanus (Mexican tetra), 2343 nucleotides. RefSeq names its product lysyl-tRNA synthetase 1 (gene kars1). NCBI's taxonomy places the organism in Eukaryota, Metazoa, Chordata, Actinopteri, Characiformes, Acestrorhamphidae. Gene Ontology annotation, cellular component: mitochondrion; cytosol; cytoplasm. Bases 117 to 1922 code for a protein of 601 amino acids. The record is from RefSeq and is a predicted model, not a curated record. Gene Ontology annotation, biological process: diadenosine tetraphosphate biosynthetic process; lysyl-tRNA aminoacylation; basophil activation involved in immune response. The transcript has 15 exons. Gene Ontology annotation, molecular function: lysine-tRNA ligase activity; ATP binding; tRNA binding.
AAAGAAGUCCCACACUGCCGGCGCUGUGCUGCUGUGUGGCUGGUGGAACAGAAGCUGGAGAAGAUGGCAGACGGGGUAGUGGAUGGGGAGAAACUGAGUAAAAAGACACGUUCAGCAUGUUGACCCUGGUCAGAGCAGCCCGGCGGCAGGUGUGCCAGGCCGCUGGCUUGCGGGCUCAGCUAACCGCGCCGUUGCUUAUUCAAGGAUGUCGUUGGAAAGGUGGCAAAAGUGAGCUGAAGAGGCGGAUGAAAGCAGAGAAGAAAGCUGCUGAGAAGGAUGCCAAAGUUAAAGACCAGGUCCCGCAGAACAAGGACACCAAUGAUAAGGCUCAGCAGAACGCGUACGGGGCUGACGAGGAGACUCUGGACCCCAACCAAUACUUUAAGAUCCGCACGCAGGCCAUUCAGGCUCUGAAGGGCACAGCAGAAGACCCCUAUCCACACAAGUUCAAUGUGGACUUGUCACUUAGUGAAUUCAUUGAGAAAUAUAAUCACCUGGAAGCAGGAGAACAGCUGACUGAUGUUGUUCUCAAUGUGGCAGGUCGUGUCCAUGCCAAGAGAGCCUCAGGAGCCAAAUUGCUCUUCUAUGACUUGCGAGGGGAAGGAGUUAAGUUGCAGGUCAUGGCGAACUCCAGGAAUUACAAAUCCGAGGAAGAUUUUGUUCACAUCAACAAUAAGUUACGACGUGGUGACAUUAUCGGUGUCCGCGGGAACCCUGGGAAGACCAAGAAAGGAGAACUGAGCAUCGUCCCCAUUGAGAUGACCCUGCUGUCACCCUGUCUGCACAUGCUUCCCCACCUCCACUUCGGCCUCAAAGACAAGGAAACCCGGUUCCGUCAGCGAUACCUGGACUUGAUUCUCAACGAUUUUGUGAGACAGAAGUUUGUGACCCGUUCUAAGAUCAUCACUUACCUGCGCAGCUUCUUGGAUCAGCUUGGUUUCCUCGAGAUUGAGACUCCAAUGAUGAACCUGAUUCCUGGAGGAGCCGUGGCUAAGCCUUUUGUCACCUACCACAAUGAUCUGGAUAUGAACCUGUACAUGAGGAUCGCCCCUGAGCUUUACCAUAAGAUGCUGGUGGUGGGUGGUAUUGACCGUGUGUACGAGGUUGGCCGCCAGUUCCGAAAUGAGGGCAUUGACCUCACCCACAACCCAGAAUUCACCACCUGUGAAUUUUACAUGGCCUACGCUGACUAUUACGAUCUGAUAGAGAUCACCGAGAAGCUUCUCUCAGGGAUGGUGAAGCAUAUCACAGGGAGUUACAAGGUUACGUAUCAUCCUGAUGGGCCUGAGGGACAGGCCUAUGAAAUUGACUUUACUCCGCCUUUCAAAAGGAUAAGCAUGACCCAUGACCUGGAAAGAGAGAUGGGAGUGAAGUUUCCACCUCCUGAAACCUACGACUCUGAUGAAACUCGCAAAUUCUUCGAUGACCUGUGUGCCCAGAAAGGAGUGGAAUGUCCACCUCCCAGAACAACGGCUCGUCUGCUAGAUAAGCUGGUAGGAGACUUUCUGGAGGUGACCUGCAUCAACCCAACAUUCAUCUGUGAUCAUCCUCAGAUCAUGAGUCCUCUGGCCAAAUGGCACAGAUCACAGAAAGGGCUCACUGAGCGCUUUGAGCUCUUCGUCAUGAAGAAGGAGAUCUGCAACGCCUACACAGAGUUAAACGACCCAGUCAGGCAGCGAGAGCUGUUCGAACAGCAGGCUAAGGCCAAAGCAGAAGGUGAUGAUGAGGCUAUGUUUAUAGAUGAGACGUUCUGCAAUGCGUUAGAAUACGGCCUUCCACCCACUGCAGGCUGGGGCAUGGGCAUCGACCGCCUCACCAUGUUCCUCACUGACUCCAACAACAUCAAGGAGGUGCUUCUCUUCCCAGCUAUGAAGCCUGACGACAAUAAGCCUGCUCCUCCAGCAGAGGGCACUUCAGUUUAACACUGUGACCACUGACUCAGCCUGCUCAGAAAUCAGUGAUGAUCAUAGUGAUGACACAUGGUGAUAAUUCGUCCACACUGGGGUUCUUGCCUCCUGCUGAACUGUCUAGUUUACUGGUUGGAUUGUGGGUUAUAUCUGCAAUGUAAAGGCUUUUCUCAUGCAGUAAAGGGAAUGAUGUUGGCGUAAUUUUUUUUAUCUUCAUGCAUAAAGUUUGGCAGGAUCGGUGAGCCCUCUUUUUUACUGUUGCUUUUGCCCGUUGUUUUUUCCUAACAUCCAUUUGUGGCGAGAUGCAAUCAGGCAUUCGGAUUCCGCCAUAUUUCUGGUGUUCUACUGGUUUUAAUACCUACUGUCCACUGUAUUUUUUAAUAACCCUCAACAUGGUCACAGAAAUAAAGAAAAUAAAUAAAGAAAUCAGUCUAAA